CGAGCAGACCCAACAUUUUUCCAGUUAUCAACCAUUUAAGCUGUGUAAUCCGAAGGAGAUAAAUAAAAAAUUAAAACCCUAAAACAAAAGAAACCCAGCAGCUCCAAACAAAAAAAUACAACCGCCGUGGCUUUGCUAUUCUUGUCUUGUAUCUGAAACAAACAAGUCGGAGUUGCACUGUUCUCGUCCUGCCGGGAAACCCCACCGGAGUUUCGCUCGCCGGAAAUUCGUCACCCUUUUGACAUUUUCAUUUUUCCGGUAGCGCGCGUGAUUCCAAUUUGCAGUUUUCUGUGCGCGUGAUUUCAAUCAAUCUGCCGAUUGCGUGACACCUAAUUAAUUAAUUGCGUCAUGGAUGAUCUUUUUGACGAUAUUGUUCCUACUACUACUACGACUACACGUGCGAGAGGUAGGUUUGCGCCUAAGGCUAAACCCAAACCACCACCGCCUCAAAAGAAUAAUGUAUCUGCAUCAACCACUCACGAAGAAUCUCAACUAAUUUCUCCCAAAAAUGAUUCUCAUAAUGCUGACAUCAAUGUCAAUAACGUAACAGCGCAGUCAGUUCACCCUGCUAAUGCUGUAGAGAAUGUAUUGAAUAAUGCGGCUGCUGUAUCUACUACUGACUCAACCAUAGGUAGUAACAAAGAACUGCCUACAAAUGGGGAAGGUUCUUUUCUUGACAGCAACAAGAGUUUGGAAGUUAUUGAUAAUUCAUUAGAGGUUAGCCUAAACGCGGGCUUCAAAAGCGCUUCAGGCGACAUUAACAAUGGAAUAUCUGAGAGCGACUUACAUUCAAGUUUUGAGUUUGGAGAAGUGCGAGAGGUCUUGUCUGCGGAAAUCGAGCUGGAUCCUUUCAGUGAUGUCCUCCCUGAUCCUGGAACCGGAAAGGCUAAAAAGUUUCAACCCAAGAUUAAGCCACGACCUAGAGUCAGCAAUACACCAGCUACUGCUUCUGCUUCAUCUGGUAUUCCAUUUUCUGAAGAUGAUAGAAGCUUGGAAGCAGUUAUUCCUUCCCAUUCUGAUUCCCUGAAUGCUAUGCCUUCAGAGUCUGCAGUUCACGAUGGAACUAGAGAUUUUCCUUCUAGCUUUGGUAAAUCAGUUGCAGAGAAUGCAGAUAUUUUUUCCGGGCUAGAAUCACUCGAUGACAUUCUCAACCAAGAUGCAACUGGUACAGCAAAACCAGAUCUUAAAUCUUUCAAUGUGAAUGGCGCGGAGGAAAAAUUUGUCCUUCCAGGAUACGAUGGCAAAAGUAGGUCGGAAAUACAGGAAGGCGCAGACUUGAACCCUGAUCCUGACUGCCCCAUUGACAAUGUCUAUGAUGAUUAUCAAUCCAUGAAAUCUGGCAUUGAUCCAACAUCUGAAAUUCCAAGGCAUGAAGGCUUGACAAAUUCUCCAGAUAGUCCCACAUUGGCUGACCUUUUGCAGCAAGACGAUGCUGGAGAGAAAGAACUUUCUCAGGUUGCUAAUGAGAGAAAAAAAUCUCUAAAGAAGCAUAAAAUAUCUUCUAUUGCUGGUGUGGAGGAUAAAGGUGGUAAAUCCUCAAGGAAACCAAGAAAACAAGCAGCUAGUAAACCUACUAAAAACUCAUUGAAUGAGGCUGUUAACGGUGAUGAUGUCCUCGACCCUCCUUAUGUUAUUGAUGGAGAUGAACUUGAAGAAAAUGACGAUGAUGACGACGUGGAUUAUUCAUCCAAGAAGACAAGCGCAUCAACAAGUUCAAAGAAGAAAUCAGUGGCUAAAAAGGGAAAAACAUCUAAAAAACGCAAGAAGGCUAAUGAUGAUUCAGAAAAGGUUACUGAAGAACCUCCUAAAAAGUUCCCCCAUGCAUCUCGGCGAAGAAAAAGAUGUGUGGACAAGGCUCUGCUGGAAAAUGACUAUCUUGAUCAACGAACAAUACCUAUUAGGGAUAUUAUUUUAAUUGCAGAACAUAAGGAGCGGUUGGCGAAAAAGGAGGCAACACCUUCGCAAACACCUUCCACCAAUCAAAGUGAUGGGGAUUUUCAUCAUGAUGUGGAUUUUCAUCAUGAGGCUGAUGCUAAUUAUGAAGAGGAGUUUUUUGGUUCAGACGAUGAAUUUAGAGACCUGGAUGAUGAUGAUCGAGCCACUGAAAAGAUUACAUCAACUACUCCUUUAUUGAAUUACCAGUCUUUCAUGGACAAGGCACCUAGGGGAAAAUGGUCAACACGAGAUACUGAAAAGUUUUAUGAGGCUAUUAGGCAGUUUGGCACAGAUUUUACUAUGAUACAACAGCUUUUCCCUGAUAAAACACGUCAUCAAAUUAAGUUGAAGUACAAGAAGGAAGAGCGACAACAUCCUUUACUGUUAACUGAUGCCAUGAAUAAUCGUGGAAAAGAUCUUUCUUUUUUUAAAUUGGUGGUUGAGAAACAGAAACAAAAUUCUAAUAAGGAAGAAGAUACUGCUGAAGAUGCCUCAGAUUUAAUGAUAGGGGAGGGUGAGGAGAAUGAGGACCCAACACCUGGAACUAAGGAAGAGGUUGCAACAGCUGAGCAGGAGCAGGACCACAUCAAUGUUAAAGAUCAAGAAGAUUCUAUGGCAUAUCCAGUUCCAGAGCAAUCUGACGAUAGUGACGAUGGGUUACAAAAUAAUGAAGACGCAUGGUAUCAUUAUCAGAGUGCCAUUUAGUGAUAUAAAAUAAUAACCACGAAUUUUGAUCUUAUUUUAAAAAAAAAUGGGGAAGGGGAAAUUUUGCAUUUGAGAUUUGAGGUUACAAAGUCAAACUCUUAACACUUAGGUGACACUUACACUUGAUCUCAUUUUUUAAAUUGGAAGAUUACGUGAUAUUUUAGUUUUUUGCUGAUUGAUUUGUGAAAUUACUUCGUCAACUUUUA
Molecule: messenger RNA, 2846 nt
Organism: Medicago truncatula (barrel medic)
Lineage: Eukaryota; Viridiplantae; Streptophyta; Magnoliopsida; Fabales; Fabaceae
Product: transcription factor TFIIIB component B''
Exons: 16
Coding region: 349-2640 (763 amino acids)
Biological process (GO): RNA polymerase III preinitiation complex assembly
Cellular component (GO): transcription factor TFIIIB complex
Molecular function (GO): TFIIIC-class transcription factor complex binding
Source: RefSeq, a predicted model, not a curated record